Messenger RNA from Anguilla rostrata (American eel), 2638 nucleotides. Its product is annotated as polymeric immunoglobulin receptor-like. Gene Ontology annotation, cellular component: plasma membrane. Gene Ontology annotation, molecular function: transmembrane signaling receptor activity. The transcript is spliced from 9 exons. The record is from RefSeq and is a predicted model, not a curated record. NCBI's taxonomy places the organism in Eukaryota, Metazoa, Chordata, Actinopteri, Anguilliformes, Anguillidae. The coding region runs from base 1239 to 2099 and encodes 286 amino acids.
AAUACUGGUGCAUUGUAGCAGUCUGUGCCAUAAACUUCAAUGAAGGAGUUAUACUGAAGUCUCUAAUUUACACGACUAAAAUAUGAGUAUGAUGUGAUUGAUAAAUUAUUAAUUUUAUUUAUUUAUUUAUUUGCAAUCAGAGUAUAACUCAUAAACAUAAACAGACCAUAUUUGGAAUUCAGGUGCUUCUCUAUUUGCUUACUCUUGGAGGGGGGGGGGUUAUUUUAUUUUAAUUUUUCAGACUUAAAAAAAAUGCAUUUUUCAAGAAACUUUGCAAAAAAUGAACGAUAAAAGCAUGCCCACCUGCUGGAAGUGAGGACUUAGCCACAGGCAGUGAAGCUCUACUAAAAUAAUAAUAAAACUGGAAGGAAACCUCAGGACGCUUGUUUGCAUUCCACAUUUUCUGCUGCUCCCCCUCAGAAAUUGCUGCAUUUUAAAGCCUCCACCUGUGACGGUCGUCCAGAGAGCGGGUUCUAAAAUAUCUUGGUGUCAGGUCGGGCGUCUAACUGUAAUUUAAUAUUCAUAUUUAGCUGCCUUCCUAAGUUAGAGGGUCUGCUAGUUGACUGUAAUGUAAAACUUCAACUGCUGAAAGCUGCUUUCAAUUACUAGAAUCCGUGGUAUUGGAACACGGUCCUGAAUAAACUGGAUCACUCAUCUCAGUGAAUGAUUUAGAAAGCAGGGUAACUGCAAUAAAGGAACUGAAGUGUAAAUGCUUUUAAUCUCUGUUUUCUUGUACCAUUGCUUUUACGCUGUAGCGCCUUACUGUCGUGUGUGUCUGCAGUGAUACUGAGUGUCUGAUGUCUGCCUCUUUAUCUGGCCUCUGUUAUAAAUAGAUUUUAAUUUUACCCGGAAACACGUAUCAAAAAAGGAAACCGCGACCGCUUUUCAGGGUUCCGCUCGCAGCUGGCAAAAUUUUCCUCGGACCAGCUCCUUCGACUGUUCAGUGGCAGUUUACUCCGUCCCUCACAAGUCACGGCGAACAAAACUGAAACUGAACUAGACGAAAAUCGAAACUCGGUGCUGGUGCUGUGUCCACAGUGAGUAAAGUAGCAGUACAGAGCGGAAGAUCUGUCACCAUCCCAUGUCACUAUGAUAGGAAAUAUGAAAAGCAUGUGAAAUACUGGUGUAGUGGGACACCGUGGCAUAGAUGUUCUUUUGUAGUGCGCACUGACUCUCCAAAAGUUGAAGGUGAAACGUCAAUCACUGAUGACCCCGACAAUCAUGUGUUCACUGUUACCAUGGCAAAGCUGAAGACAGAGGACUCUGAAUAUUACUGGUGUGCUGUAGAGAUCGGGAAUAAUUUGAUUGUAGAUGAAAGCAAGUAUCUGUACCUGUCUGUCACCGCAGGCACUCCUGGACUCCGGGUUGACCAGCAGGAGGUGACCGGUGUGGAAGGGGGCUGUGUCAGUGUGCAGUGCCACUAUAAUGAAUCGAGCAGCAUGAAGAAGUGGUGCAGGGCUGAGGGCUCCUGUGUGGAAGUGAAUUCUAAUAAAUCUGAAAGAGCAGAGAUCAAAGAUAACCGCUCUGAAAAUGUCUUCAUUGUGACGAUGAGGGAGCUGAACAGAGAGGACACAGGCUGGUAUUGGUGUGCUGCUGGAGAACUACAGAUCCCUGUUCACAUCAAUGUCACUCAGAAGACUACAACUCCCACUGUCACCACACCGCCGUGCACAUCUCCUCCGGUCGGCUCAGCAGUCACACCAGCAACAUCCACCGAGCCCUCAUCUCAUAAGCGGACCGCAGCCACAGGGUAUCUCUCAUCUUCACCACCAACGGCCACUAACGAUAACAAUUUUUCAGAACUCACAGUCGUCCUGAUGACAUCUGGGGCACUGUUGCUGCUGUUGGUGGCUGUUGCCGUGGUCACCUGGAAGCUGUGGAAGAAACACGGAGAGAGCGCCCGGGCGAACGCAGGAGCGAGAGAGGGCGGGACGAGCGAGCUGACGACCGUCCACCCUGAAGAGGAAGUGACCUACAGCACAGUGUUCACCAAUGCACGGUCAUCAUCACGCAGAAUGAAUUCACCUCAGUCUCAGCCAUCUGAGAACCCUGCAGGUGAGGUCAUGUACUGCUCAGUCAUCCUGCAAAAUCCACAGUAGGGGGCAGCAACGCGACUAAAGAUGAUAGUCCCAACAGGAAUUCUGUCGACGCGCACAAGGAAAAGUGGGCCGUGUUCCAGAACGUCAAAUCAAGCCCUUUCCCCCCUAUUCAAAUGUUUGACUCUGCUGACCUCUGCUGGACGAAAAAGACACCUUCAGUUUCAUCACUAGAUGAUCUACAUUGAUGCCCUCUGCUGGACCUCUGCUCAAAUCUUUGCUAGGAGAUUAAUUUUUUUAAUGAAAAAAAAAAAAAAAAACAUGGUGUAUGUUACUGGAACUAAAGAGAAAAUCAGGAGAGAUCAAUAUUUACGAUGUACGUUACAUUACAUCUCAUCGCAAUAAUUUGCUGGACACGGAUGAACAGUAGUAAAGAAUAUGAGCGUUGCCCUCAGGAAUACAAGAAUGUGGUAUCCCCAAAAUGGUACCGGGGCCCACUCAUAAUCACAAAAUGUAAUGUAAACACAGAAGACAAUAAUUUGUAUCGUAGCAGUUAAUAUAUUUUUAUUUAAAAAAUAAUAAAAGCAUGACCAUGUCCCAAA